Carlito syrichta (Philippine tarsier) is the source of this 1118-nucleotide messenger RNA. RefSeq names its product HLA class II histocompatibility antigen, DP beta 1 chain-like. Gene Ontology annotation, cellular component: MHC class II protein complex; membrane. Gene Ontology annotation, biological process: immune response; positive regulation of T cell activation; antigen processing and presentation of exogenous peptide antigen via MHC class II. The record is from RefSeq and is a predicted model, not a curated record. Gene Ontology annotation, molecular function: MHC class II protein complex binding. NCBI's taxonomy places the organism in Eukaryota, Metazoa, Chordata, Mammalia, Primates, Tarsiidae. The transcript is spliced from 6 exons. The coding region runs from base 103 to 909 and encodes 268 amino acids.
AGACUACUUUGGUUCAUGGUCCUAUUAUUUCAGACAGUAGCUCCAUUUAGUGAGUUCUUCUCCUGAUUGCAUUUCACCUUUCUGCCAUCCUUUUCCAGCUCCAUGACGGUCCUACAGGUGGCUGGAACCCCCUGGACAGCGGCUCUGAUGGUGUUACCGAUGGUACUGCUCAACCCCGUGGUCCAGGGAAGGGCCACCCCAGAGAAUUACCUGUUCCAGUGUCGGAUGGAGUGCUACGCGUUUAACGGGACGCAGCGCUACGUGGAGAGAUACGUCUACAACCGGGAGGAGUUCGUGCGCUUCGACAGCGACGUGGGGGAGUACCGGGCGGUGACCGAGCUGGGGCGGCCCACAGCCGAGUCCUGGAACGCGCAGAAGGACGUCCUGGAGACGAAGCAGGCCGCGGCGGACACGAUGUGCAGACACAACUACGAGCUGGACGAGUCCUUCACCCUGCAGCGCCGAGUCCAGCCUAGAGUGAACAUCUCCCCCACCAAGAAGAAGCCCCUGCAGCACCACAACCUGCUUGUCUGCCACGUGACAGAUUUCUAUCCAGGCAGCAUUGAAGUCCGAUGGUUCCUCAAUGGACAGGAGGAAACAGCUGGAGUUGUGUCCACCAGCCUGAUCCGCAAUGGAGACUGGACCUUCCAGAUCCUGGUGAUGCUGGAAAUGACCCCCCAGCAGGGAGACAUCUACACCUGCCAAGUGGAGCACCCCAGCCUGGACAGUCCUCUCACUGUGGAGUGGAAAGCGCAAUCUGAUUCUGCCCGGAGCAAGACACUGACUGGAGUUGGGGGCUUCGUGCUGGGUUUCAUCAUCUUUGGAGUGGGCAUCUUCAUGUACAGGAGGAGCAAAAAGGGUAAGGAUGCCUACAAGUUCAACGAGGAUCACAAUAAACGGGGUUCCUGACCUAACCAGAAAGAAAAUGUGCCUUAAAAGAAGUAUUUUUCUGCAUUUCUUUAGUCAUGGAUGUUGGUUCUGGGACAGACCUCCAGCUUCCCAAGCAGAUGUUGCUGUCCAGUGAUUGUUCAGAUGCUGGUUCUGCUCUUUGAUUCAGUGCACAGUUUCUCUGAUGGGGCCUCCAACCAAGUUUCCUUCUCCUUAGCUUCAUAAAAAAA